UUGCAGGUUAUCAGUUUCCAUGAGACUUUGGGGCUAUGUCUGGAACAUCAGGGGCCAGCAAACUAAGGAUUUUCUAAAGGUCAUCUUUCAAAUUGAGGAGAAACAUUCAAAGUCUGGCCUUUGGGACAUUGACCUACAAGCAAAUAGAUAAUACUCUCAAGCUUGAAUUCUGUUCAGAGCUUUAGUACAAUGAAAACUCAAGCUGGAAAAGACUGUGAAGCUCUUUGACUUUCCACAGUGGAGUCCACUGUUUCUUCUGGCCGCAUCAAGUUCAUAUUCAUAAGGUUGUUGACGGCAGAUUGCAACUAUCAUGUCUGACUCCGUAAUUCUCCGCAGUGUGAAGAAGUUUGGAGAGGAGAAUCAUGCUUUCGAGUCAGACGAAUCAUAUAACAAUGAUAAGAAAUCAGGGUUACAAGAAAAGAAAGGUGAAGGCACCAAAGUUGGCUUCUUUCAACUGUUUCGAUUUUCUUCAUCAACUGACAUUUGGCUGAUAUUGGUGGGAAGUUUAUGUGCAUUUCUCCAUGGACUAGCCCAGCCGGGCAUGGUUUUUAUGUUUGGUGAGAUGACAGAUGUUUUUAUUGACUAUGACAUUGAAAUACAAGAACUCAAGAUUCCAGGAAAAGCAUGUGUGAAUAACACCAUAGUAUGGAUCAACAGUUCCCUCAACCAGAGUGUGACAAAUGGAACACGUUGUGGGUUGCUGGACAUUGAAAAUGAAAUGAUUUUUUUUGCCAGUUUCUAUGCCAUUACUGGUGCCGCAGUACUUCUCUUAGGCUAUAUUCAGGUGUGCUUUUGGGUCAUUGCUGGAGCCCAUCAGAUACAGAAAAUGAGAAAAUUUUACUUUAGGAGAAUAAUGAGAAUGGAAAUCGGGUGGUUUGACUGCCAUGCCGUGGGCGAGUUGAAUACAAGAUUCUCUGAUGAUAUUAAUAAAAUCAAUGAAGCCAUUGGUGACCAAAUGGCCACAUUCAUUCAGCGCAUGACCUCAGCCAUCUGUGGGUUCCUAUUGGGAUUUUUAAGGGGUUGGAAACUGACCUUCGUUAUUAUUUCUGUCAGCCCUCUCAUUGGGAUUGGAGCAGGCAUCAUUGCUUUGAGUGUGGCCAAGUUUACAGACCUUGAGUUGAAGGCUUAUGCCAAAGCAGGGUCAGUGGCUGAUGAAGUAAUUUCCUCUGUGCGAACUGUGGCUGCUUUUGGUGGUGAGGAAAAAGAGAUCGAAAGAUAUGAGAAAAAUCUUGUGUUUGCCCAGCGCUGGGGAAUUAGAAAAGGGAUAGUGAUGGGAUUCUUCACUGGAUACAUGUGGUGUCUCAUCUUUUUUUGUUAUGCGCUGGCCUUCUGGUACGGCUCCAAACUCAUCCUGGAUGAAGGAGAAUACACACCAGGAACUCUUGUCCAGAUUUUCUUCAGUGUCUUAACAGGAGCUUUGAAUCUUGGCAAUGCAUCUUCUUGUUUGGAAGCCUUUGCUGCUGGGCGUGCAGCAGCCGUCAGUAUUUUUGAGACAAUAGACAGGAAACCCAUCAUCGACAGCAUGUCAGAAGACGGUUACAAGCUGGAUAGAGUCAAGGGUGAAAUUGAAUUCCAUAAUGUGACCUUUCACUAUCCCUCCAGACCAAAGGUGAAGAGUUUAAGUAACCUCAGCAUGGUCAUUAAACCAGGGGAAAUGACAGCUCUAGUAGGAUCUAGUGGAAGUGGGAAAAGUACGGCACUGCAGCUUAUUCAGAGAUUCUACGACCCCUGUGAAGGCAUGGUGACUCUGGAUGGCCAUGACAUUCGCUCUCUUAACAUCCAAUGGCUGAGAGAUCAGAUUGGGGUAGUGGAACAAGAGCCAGUUCUGUUCUCCACCACUAUUGCAGAAAAUAUUCGCUAUGGCAGGAAAGAGGCGACAAUGGAAGACGUAAUCCGAGCUGCCAAGGAGGCCAACGCCUACAAUUUCAUCAUGACCCUGCCACAGCAAUUUGACACCCUUGUGGGAGAAGGAGGAGGCCAGAUGAGUGGUGGCCAGAAACAAAGGAUAGCCAUUGCCAGAGCCCUUAUCCGAAACCCCAAGAUCCUCCUUUUGGACAUGGCUACCUCAGCCUUGGACAACGAGAGUGAGGCUGUGGUACAAAAAUCACUGAAUAAGAUCCAACACAAGCAAACAACUGUGUCAGUGGCCCAUCGUCUAUCCACCAUCAGAUUUGCAGACGUCAUCAUUGGUUUUGAAUGUGGUACAGUUGUGGAAAGAGGCACCCAUGAAGAACUGUUAGAAAGGAAAGGCGUUUACUUCACUCUAGCGACUCUGCAAUAUCAAGGAAAUCAAGACCUUCAGGAAAAGGAUGCGAAGGGAAAAGAUGGAACUGAAGGUGAAAUGCUUGAGAAGAGCUUUAGCAGAGGGAGCUACCGGGAUAGUUUAAGAGCUUCUCUCCGGCAACGUUCCAAGUCUCAGGUUUCUCAUCUGGUACACGAACCUACAUUAGCUGUUGUACAUCAUAAAUCGACUUACGAAGAUGAACAGAACAAGAGCAUUCUUAUGGAAGAAGAAGUUACGCCCGCCCCGGUUAGAAGGAUCAUGAAAUUCAAUGCUCCAGAAUGGCCCUAUAUGCUGGCAGGGUCCCUGGGUGCAGCUGUAAAUGGGGCAAUCACGCCCCUCUAUGCCCUUUUAUUCAGCCAGGUUGUUGGGAAUUUUUCAAUUCCUGAUAAAGAGCAACAAAGGUCAAACAUUGAUGGGAUAUGCCUACUUUUUGUAGGACUAGGCUGUAUAUCUGUUUUCACCCAAUUUCUGCAGGGAUACACCUUUGCUAAAUCUGGAGAGCUCCUCACAAAAAGGCUACGUAAAUUUGGUUUCAAGGCAAUGUUAGGGCAAGACAUUGGCUGGUUUGAUGAUCUCAGAAAUAGUCCUGGAACACUGGCAACAAGACUUGCUACAGAUGCUUCCCAAGUUCAAGGGGCUGCUGGCUCUCAAAUUGGGAUGAUGGUCAAUUCCAUCACCAAUCUCACUGUGGCCAUAAUUGUUGCCUUCCUCAGUAGCUGGAAGCUCAGCCUGGUCAUAUUGAGCUUCUUCCCCUUCUUGGCUUUAUCAGGAGCCCUACAGACCAGAAUGUUGACAGGAUUUGCCUCUCAAGACAAGAAGGCUCUGGAGAGGGCAGGACAGAUUACCAGCGAAGCCCUCAAUAACAUCCGCACUAUUGCUGGAAUUGGCAUGCAAAAGCAUUUCAUAGAAGCAUUUGAAGCUGAGCUGAUGAAACCCUUCAAGACAGCCGUUAAAAAAGCGAAUAUCUAUGGAUUUUGUUAUGCCUUUUCCCAAAGCAUAGCAUUUAUUGCAAAUUCUGCUUCCUACAGAUUUGGAGGUUACUUAAUCUCCAACGAAGAACUGCAUUUCCGCUUUGUGUUCAGGGUGAUUUCUGCAGUUGUACUGAGUGCGACAGCUAUUGGAAGAACAUUCUCCUAUACCCCAAGUUAUGCCAAAGCUAAAAUAUCAGCUGCACGCUUUUUUCAGCUGCUGGACCGCCGGCCCCCAAUUAGUACAUACAGUACUGCAGGUGAAAAAUGGGACAAUUUCCAAGGAAAAAUUGACUUUGUUGACUGUAAGUUUACCUAUCCUUCUCGACCUGACAAGCAAGUUCUGAAUGGUCUCUCAGUGUCGGUUAAUCCAGGGCAGACACUGGCAUUUGUUGGAAGCAGUGGAUGUGGCAAAAGCACCAGCAUUCAGCUGUUGGAACGUUUCUAUGAUCCUGAUCAAGGGAAGGUGAUGAUAGAUGGGCGUGACAGCAGAAAAGUGAACAUCCAGUUCCUCCGCUCACACAUUGGCAUCGUUUCCCAGGAACCAGUGUUGUUUGCCUGUAGCAUAAAGGACAACAUCAAGUAUGGGGACAACACCAGAGAUAUUUCCAUGGAAAAAGUCAUAGCAGCUGCCAAGCAGGCUCAGCUACACGACUUUGUCAUGUCACUCCCUGAGAAAUAUGAAACUAAUGUUGGGACCCAGGGAUCUCAACUCUCUCGAGGGGAGAAACAACGCAUUGCUAUUGCUCGGGCCAUCCUACGAGAUCCUAAAAUUUUGCUCCUAGAUGAAGCCACUUCGGCCCUAGACACAGAAAGUGAAAAGACAGUUCAGGUUGCUCUGGACAAAGCCAGAGAGGGUCGGACAUGCAUUGUCAUUGCCCAUCGCUUGUCCACCAUCCAGAAUUCGGAUAUCAUCGCUGUCAUGUCACAAGGGGUGGUGAUUGAAAAGGGGACCCAUGAAGAACUGAUGGCCCAGAAGGGAGCCUACUACAAGCUAGUCACUACUGGAGCCCCCAUCAGUUGACCUGACUCAAGAAUGUAAUACUUAGAGCUGGGGACAUCGUCCCAUGGUAGAGCACUUGCCCAACGUGCUUGUGCUCAAGGCCCUGGGUUCAAUCCCCAGCACAUGGGGGAAAGAAAAGAGAAAUGUUAAUAUUUUAUUCUUACAGACAUAACCAUACGCUGAGAUCAAGACUAAUUUCUAAUGACCUUCAAUAGUAAUUCAGUUUAGAUGUCCGUAUAGAAACUGGAGUCAAUGUGAGUGAAACUCCAAGGUCAAGCAGCUGUUUAGCCACCACACAGUGCUUCUCUGCAGAAGCCAGUUACAAUCACUACAUGGGAGUUGUGAGAGGCUGUGGAGUGACUGAGACUUUGAACUCCUCGAGGCAGGAGGACUGCCAUUUGUGAUUUUGAACCCUUGGUGUAUAUAAAGCUUCCUCUAUAAUAGGCACUUAAUAAGCUGAACUAAGAAAAAAUGUGAAAAGAGCAAAAGGAUCAAAGAUCAAUUGUGUUUCUCAGCUAAUAGUUUCUUGCACACGAAGCAGAUACAUUCAUCCCUAAGACUGAGGAUAGGGAAAGGAAGACUUUUGCAUCCUGGAGGCUCUCAAGCUGAGGGAUGUGGCAGGGGCAAGGAUUAGCAGGGGUUUACCAGUUUGCCAGUGUUGAUUGAGGUUGUGGACCCCAGGGUGAAGUACGUAGGAGCUGUUGGACUACUUGCUGGGCUUGAAUGCUGAGAGACAUAACUUCCUGUUUACUAGACUAAAUCUGCUGGUGUGGUUGGGUAGAGGUGUGUAAGUGUGUGUGGGGGGUGUAUUCCAAGCCUUAUACUUCUCAUCAUCCCCCUCCAUAUUGGUUGCUUUCUUUAUUCCAUAAGUCAGAUUCAUGAAAUAAAAAUAGUGCCUUUUACCUUGCUUUAGCUUCUUAAGAUGUAACAUUUAAAUAGCCAGUUAAAUAUGGCAGAAAAACUCUCGAUUCUUCCCUGCUUUUUCAGAAUACCACUAAAUGAUAUUAAAAGAAUUAAGAAAGCAUAAAACCACAAGAACACAGAAAGCAACAUGAAGCUGAAAACAAAAUUUUGAGAUCCAGGAAGCAAAUAAACAACAGAUAAUGGGUUUAGAAGAUGAGAGAAAAAAAAAACGGUCCUCUACUGGUUGGGGGAAGGGAAGAUUGUGAACAUUCCAUUUGGUACUACCGGCCCCUAGCAAGGCUCAGGAUAAGCCAUAGGGUCCUUCAAGGAGUGGAAGGAGAGGAACCCAUGGGGCUGAAGACAAGAAUGGGCUGAGACUGUGUAGCAACAGAGGUGCUGAGCCUCUCCUGCCCUUCCCUGAUCCCAGCAGGACACCUGGGCACUCACAGACAGGCUUGGCAUAGGGAGACAGGUUGCAGUUGAGGGGCGAUGAACACAUAGGAGGCAGAGGAUUGAGUGUAAGGGUGUGUAUGGGCAGAGGGACCCCUAGCUACGGUCCUCUGGCAGAUGACUGAAGAAUGAAUCUCUGCAGAAACUGGUCAAUGCAAGAAAAGAGAUCUAUGGGUCCGCUAAUCUUUCAAAGGAUAUUUGAGAGUCUUCAGAGUCUUUCAAAGAAUAUUUCCUAGCCAGAUUACCUGACUGUGAAGUACCUGACUGUGAAGUCCCUUUGCCCACAAUAUGUACACACUCAGAGAUACCCUGGCUUUUCAGUGCCUACCUUUUGCAUAAGCAGAGACUGCCAAGGAUCAUUAGGAAACAUUUUAACAUACAAAGCAAAAGUGACAAGCAAGAGUACACCCAAAAGAAAGGAAAUAACAUGUGACAGAGACAUUGCAAAAAUCAGAAAAUGCUCAGAGAGGCAAUAAAUUUACUCAAUGAGAUAUUUCUGUCUAUUCAAAUAAAAACAGGAGUCCAUUAAAAUGAAUACAUACUCACACAGAUACACAAAAGAGCUCUUGAUAGCAGAAAUGCAAAAUUCAAUAGCAGAACUACACAGUUCUCACCAGCUGUCCUGUUAUCUCAAUGUCUUCCUCCCUACAUCUUCUUCCCAAGCCUACUCACUCUGUGCUUAUAUUUCUUCUUCCCAUGGCCAACAAAUGAACUUAUGCCGACAGAGUAAACUUGAGUUGUGGUAUUUUGAGGUGUAUUAUUUUCCCCCCUGUGUUUUCUUAUAAAUAACUUCAAAGAUGUUUUAGCAGGUUGACUGGUCAGGCCAGAAUUAUUGAUGGUUGCCAAGUCUGGGAGACAGAGAGCAGAGGAAUGCAUUCUAGUUAUGAAAAAUCACAGGAUGAAAUAAGUUGCAGAACAAAGAUGACUGCAGAAUAAAGAUGCAGUAAAACACAUGCUCAUCCUCUAAUCUUGAUGAAAGAAGAGCAGAAUUCACGUUUAGUGGCUUUUCAAAGAAGGAAAACCCAGGAUCUGUCUGGGAGUUUGUUUCCCUAGAGCAAAAUUCCUGGGGUCUGAGGACUGAGUUAUCUUUUCAAAUAAGGUACUUGAAAGUUUUUGUUGACAUAAAAAAGGUUGACUCGAGAGGAUGUGAAAUGAUUUGGGAAAACAGUUGCUUUUUGAGGCUUAGUGACAAACUUCAAAAAUCAAACAAAUAAAGUUGCAUUUUACUUUGCAACGCCA
Molecule: messenger RNA, 6847 nt
Organism: Marmota monax (woodchuck)
Lineage: Eukaryota; Metazoa; Chordata; Mammalia; Rodentia; Sciuridae
Gene: Abcb11
Product: ATP binding cassette subfamily B member 11
Exons: 29
Coding region: 311-4276 (1321 amino acids)
Biological process (GO): transmembrane transport
Cellular component (GO): membrane
Molecular function (GO): ATP binding; ABC-type transporter activity; ATP hydrolysis activity
Source: RefSeq, a predicted model, not a curated record